CCGCAAAGAAAAAGUAUAAGCGAUGGUCCUGUGGUAGUAUUCUACUAGAAGAAUAUAAAUUGUGGUAUGGCCACAGCCACAGGCUCAGUGGCCAAUGAGUGUUCAUCAGUGAGGAUAAUCAUACAGCAGUGUCUCUCAGCCAGACUACAGGUGCAACCACCGACAGAAAAUGAAGAUGCAAAAUGGGUUGAGAUUACCAGGGGAAUUGUUAUCUACCUGUGUUUUCUCAGAGGCUCAAACUUGGAUGUUUUACCAAAAGUUGUUAAGUCUAUUUUGAAUGUACGGCUGAGUGAGACCACAGCCCAACCAGGAAAUGUGUCUGUUCUGGAGUUACCUGGUGAUAUUCUCAUUGUUCCACAGGCAACACUUGGUGGAAAGAUGAAAGGAAGAAGUGUUCAGUACCAUUCAAAUAUAUCAAAAGACGAAGGAAGGAUAUUUUAUGAAAAGUUUAUUACCCUUUGUGAGGAAACAGUUCAGGCCAACUCGAUGACUUCACCACACUCUACUCCAAAAACAGUGAAAUAUGGCACGUAUGGAAACAGACAAGUACUGAGUGUGGAAACAAAUGGACCGUUCACCCACGUGUUUGACUUUUAGGACGGUUCUGAAUGGCCUUAAUGUACAAAUUUUUACGCAUAAGUUGCAACUCUUGGAGACCAUGCAGAAAAGUUGAAUAGUGAUUUUUUAUUUUUACGGGAAACAUCCCUACAAAUCGAUUUUGCAACAUUCAAUCUCUCUUCAUCCCUACGUUACUCUGACUGAAAAAAUGGUCCAUUUCGAAAAAGCACUUAGUAUAAUUCCUUAUCGGUCAUCUUUCUGUGAGAGUAUCACACCGUAGUGUGCUCAGCAUAUAUCAGUCUCAUACUGACACUGAUCAAAAGAAAACGAUCUUGGAAAUUCAGAACCGUUUUCCGUACUGCUGCUGAACUACCUCCUGGUAAUUCCAGGUCUUCUUACUCGGAAAGUUUCACGGUUCCACUCCAGCCGCGAUUUGAGAUUCAGUGUUCAAUUUCCUUUGCCUUUCUUUAAUCAUUACAGAAUGUAUAUAUGUAGGACUUUCCAUUACUUACGAAAGGAAAGGUUAUAAAAAGUUAGGUUGAAGGGUAUAAUUUUUUUAAAUGGUUGUUCCUCAGGAUAAAGAGUCCCAUGCUUGUCUGCAAAUUUUGCAGAAAUCGACAGAAUCCUCUAUAGUUAGAAUAAUUUCCUUCGCGUGCACUGCAUAUAUUAGAACCAGAAGUCUGGAACUAUUGCGGCGUAAGUUAUUGCAAUUCUGCUACUGAGGGCUAUUGGUGAUGAAGGUGCAGCGCUCAGUGCAGUGACUCUUUCAUGCCAUGAUGCAGGCACUUGGCGUUCCUUACCGUUAAUACGAGGGGAAAAAUCCGCCUUCCCAACCCAGGUUCGUCAAUCAACGUAAGGUAGGCAGAAAAUCGACCUCGUAUUCCCUUUAUUGCCAAUAAAAGGUUCAAGUUUCGACGAAGAUUUCGUCUCCACCUGGCAUUUC
Molecule: messenger RNA, 1501 nt
Organism: Pocillopora verrucosa
Lineage: Eukaryota; Metazoa; Cnidaria; Anthozoa; Scleractinia; Pocilloporidae
Product: D-aminoacyl-tRNA deacylase 2
Biological process (GO): tRNA metabolic process
Cellular component (GO): cytoplasm
Molecular function (GO): D-tyrosyl-tRNA(Tyr) deacylase activity
Source: RefSeq, a predicted model, not a curated record